ACUCAGAAGUCGUCGAAUAUAUUUUCCUCCGAAGACGAUGACUAUUUUUCGAAAACGUACCGGGAUCAUUAUUUGAAAUCCAUCAAUUUCCCGGAGGAAUAUUGGGCCGAAGCCGCUGGAAACAUUGAUUGGAUGCGGAAAUGGGACAAAGUUUUAGACUCCUCCAAUCCUCCGUUUAAUCGCUGGCUAGGUCGUGACGCGUUCGAGAAGACGGAAAGCCUAGAAUUUAUCAAGCUGUGUUGCACAUUACGGAAGAUUGACACCAUCACAUUCAAUAUGUGGCGCAGUUGCCUUCGCCAGACCGCGAGUUUUCGUUUCAUGCUAGUUCCUGUUGUGAGGAAUAAUAGGAAGACUUUGACAGGUGUUCGGUUACAGUCUAAUCUGCCAGGAACUCAGAAGUCGUCGAAUAUAUUUUCCUCCGAAGACGAUGACUAUUUUUCGAAAACGUACCGGGAUCAUUAUUUGAAAUCCAUCAAUUUCCCAGAGGAAUAUUGGGCCGAAGCCGCUGGAAACAUUGAUUGGAUGCGGAAAUGGGACAAAGUUUUAGAUUCCUCCAAUCCUCCGUUUAAUCGCUGGUUUGUUGGUGGCACACUAAACGUUUGCUACAAUGCAGUGGAUCGUCACGCGGAAAGCGACUACAAGGACAACGUGGCCAUUUUCCACGAAAGCCCAGUAACUGGAAAAAGCUCUCAACUCACAUGGGCUGAACUGAAGGACCAAGUAUCCCGUUUUGCCGGCGUUCUCACGGGCCUCGGAACCACAAAGGGCGACCGUGUCAUCAUCUACAUGCCCAUGAUCCCCGAAGCCGUGAUCGCCAUGCUGGCUUGUGCCCGGAUCGGCGCCGUGCAUUCCGUCGUAUUCGGCGGCUACUCGGCCCGAGAACUCGCCGUGAGACUCGAGCACGCCAAGCCCAAGAUCAUAGUCGGCGUGAACGCGAGUGUGGAACGGAACAAGAUCCUCAACUUCAAGAGAGUCGUCGACGAGGCCAUCGGGUUGUGUCCGGGAUGCGAUAUCAAACACGCUGUGAUUUUCAACAGACCCCAGUUUGAGCCCGCGGAAAUGAUGAAUGGCAGGGACGUGGACUGGGACCGAGGCAUGGAGAGUGCCGUGUCGCAACCGUGUGUCCCCGUGGAUGCGAAUGACCCGCUGUACGUGUUGUACACCUCGGGGACGACUGGGCAGCCCAAGGGCAUCGUGAGGCCGUCUGGGGGCCAUGCUGUGGUACUGCCGUGGACCAUGGACAAAGUAUAUGGCAUGAAACCUCAGGAGGUGUGGUGGGCCGCGUCUGACCUCGGCUGGGUCGUCGGUCACAGUUUCAUAUGCUACGGCCCUCUUUUAGCCGGGAUCUCAACCAUAAUCUACGAGGGCAAACCCGUGGGAACCCCGGACGCGUCCCAGUUCUUCCGCGUCAUCCAGGAUAGGCAAGUGAACGGGAUGUUCACUGCUCCCACCGCACUGAGAGCCAUCAAGGCUGAAGACCCCCAGGGUCGACUCUCGGCCAAGUUCUCGCGGGAAAGCCUGAGAUACGUCUUCGUCGCUGGGGAACACUGCGAUUAUGAAACCCGGGAAUGGGCUCAGAAGGAAUUCAAGGUGCCCGUGUUGGAUAAUUGGUGGCAAACGGAAACUGGACACCCCAUCACGGCGACUUGUGUGGGGUUCAAUAACAGUUUGAAUCCUCCCAAGGAUGUGUCGGGCAUGCCGCUCCCGGGAUACGAUGUGAGAAUAAUGCGUCAAGAUCGCACGGAAGCAGAUUAUGGAGAAAUGGGGAGGAUCGUCAUCAAAUCACCUCUGCCGCCCGGCAACAUGACGACCUUGUAUGAAUCUCCUGAUCGAUUUGUCAAAACGUAUUUCAGUGAAUAUCCUUUGAGUAUCCAUGAUGACUUUGUCAAUGUUCUUCGAAUAUUGAAGGGAUUCUACGACACGAUGGACGCCGGCUUCAAGGACGAGCAUGGCUACGUGUGCGUCAUGUCACGCGACGACGACGUCAUCAACGUCGCCGGCCACCGCCUCUCGACGUCCGCCAUCGAAGAAGCCGUUUUGGAGCACAACGACGUCAUCGAUUGUGCCGUCAUCGGCGUGCCUGACGAUUUGAAGGGCGAAGUUCCGCUGGCCCUGUUCGUCGGAAAUGCC
Molecule: messenger RNA, 2130 nt
Organism: Notodromas monacha
Lineage: Eukaryota; Metazoa; Arthropoda; Ostracoda; Podocopida; Cyprididae
Source: the annotation of a GenBank genome assembly